Puccinia triticina is the source of this 285-nucleotide messenger RNA. RefSeq lists its product as uncharacterized. The transcript has a single exon. The record is from RefSeq and is a predicted model, not a curated record. Lineage: Eukaryota; Fungi; Basidiomycota; Pucciniomycetes; Pucciniales; Pucciniaceae. The coding region runs from base 1 to 285 and encodes 94 amino acids.
AUGGCGGGGCCAAACAUGGCCAACGAACUCAAAGAGCCCCCGCCUGAGGUGGUCGAGGUGCCUUUCAUGCGGGUUUCGGACGACGACAAACUAAGGUCGAUCAGUCCUUUUGGCUCGGUCACUUCGCAGAUCGGAAAUGUCCUUGUUAUCCAAGGUACCGCUGGACUAGGAUACGAUUGCGUGCUGGAUGAGGGCACUUUGGUUUGUCAGAAGGACGGUCUGGUGGUUGGUAAAGUGAGCUGCUGCUGGUUGAAUAUUCACCAAAACCUCUUUUGUUUGUACUGA